AUGAGGUACAUUUUAGCUGUUCUCAUCCUCGUGGCAACAGCCUCUUGUCGCGAAGUUUUCGAUCUCCCCAGCUGCGCGUUCCAGUGUUUCGCAAAAGGUGUGGCACAACUUAAAUGCAGUGUAGACGACUUCCAAGGUUGCUGCAAACAGAUGGACCAACUAGCCUCCACCCUUAUUCCAUGUAUACAGUUGAAUUGCAAUGAUCCUGCCAAAGAAAAACAGGUCAUCGAUACUAUUGAGCAAACUUGCGCUGCCGAAGGUGUUCCAGUCACCAUCAUAACAUCGAAGCUUCCCCAGCGGUCUACCGUUCAACCAGCAUCAUCUACCACAGCCUCCGGUCGGAGCAGCAUCGCGGCCGAUCCCAUUACGUCGGUAGUACCCCCCAAACCUGUCUCCCAAACGGGACUCCCUCACCAAUCUGGACGAACAGAUGUCUGCAACUUGGUCACGAUCACCAACACUGUUUACACGGUUUGCAGACCCCCAUCCACGCCGCAGCCGCCCAAGCCCAUUGGUCCAACCUCGUCCGCUACUCAUCACAUCCAACCCACGGGUACAGGCAACUUUACGGUUUCUCCGUCUAGCUUCCUAGGGGCAGCGGUUGAUCUUAAUAUUCCGAUGGGGAUAGUGGUGGUUUUGGGAGUGGCGGUUUUGGUGAUGUAG
Molecule: messenger RNA, 663 nt
Organism: Aaosphaeria arxii CBS 175.79
Lineage: Eukaryota; Fungi; Ascomycota; Dothideomycetes; Pleosporales
Exons: 2
Coding region: 1-663 (220 amino acids)
Source: RefSeq, a predicted model, not a curated record